AUGUCUUUUUUUCUUGUUUUAACAUCGUAAUAUUUUAAAGCACACAAUCCAAAUACAGUGUUUAAGUUUCACUAAACGGACGAUUGACAUUGCAUCUGCCUAUGUUUUAAACCGUUUAUACCAGUCUAGAUAGUUACAUUUUAGCAGUUAACACCAUAGAACCACCAUAUUCAUCCAUUGAUAUUACAUGAAAUCUACCAUAUCUUCCAGUAUGAUUUACGUUUCGAAAAUGAAAGCGAGUAUUAUUUGGUUCAUAAUCAUUGCAAACCAUGCGCAAGGCAUAAGCUGUAAAGCGUGUUGUGACGACGGAUGGAUAUCGUACAAGUUCCAUUGUUAUUUGAUAGGACAUAAAGAACGAACGUUUAUGGAAGCACAUCACUUUUGUUAUCAACAAGGCGCAUAUCUAGUCCGAAUUGAUAACUACUGGGAGAAUAAGUUUCUUAAAGAUCUUCUAAGAAAUUUGAAAGUGUCCGAUACAUGGACUGGUUUGUCUGACCAGAGGUCAGAGGGAAUCUGGAGAUGGUUUAACACGGACAGACACGCAUCAAUGUCUGAUUGGGGUCCAGGGGAGCCAAACAACAACGGAAAUGAAGACUGCGUUGGAUUUUGGCCUCGUAUAAAUUACGAUUGGAAUGAUUACGAAUGCAAUAGUAAAUUGAGGCCAUUGUGUGAGAAACCGUAAAUUAUUGAGCAUGUGCGGUGUUUAUGGACGAUAUUCUAAGUUUUUGGGAAAAAAAAUAAGAUGGUUCAUUUCAUAUUUGAUGUACAUUGUGUAGAUUUAUGUCUACGCCAGAUAUAAACGAAAAUGUAUACGAAGAUUACUAGUAGUCAGUCUUGGGUCAAUAUUGCAUAUCAAAAUAAAAGGUCUAGUGGAAUGCGCAAUUAAAUUUAUGUACUCCUUAUAUAAAAUAUAAUUAGUAAGGUUUAUUUUUAGCUUUUAUAUAAAUUUAAAUCUUACAUUCUAGUAAAAAAAAUAAAAAGAUAGAAACUCAUGGUGUCAAAGUAUAAAAGCACAAUGAUUAUUUUGUACCUUUUUCAAAUAAAUGUCAAUAAAAGUUGACGCCUCUUUUUUAACUUAUUCUUUCAUUUGUCGUCAGCAACCUAUUUAUUAAUGCGUAUGACCAAACUUAUGCACUGUACUGUAUCUAUAGGAAAUACAAUUUUUUACAUUUUGGUCAUAUUUUAGAAACCGAAAGAAAGAAUUGAGCAUACGACAGAAAAAGCAUAUUUUCGCACAACUAGCAUAUAACUUUUAGUUAAAGAAACAGUA
Messenger RNA from Ruditapes philippinarum (Manila clam), 1270 nucleotides. RefSeq names its product perlucin-like protein. The coding region runs from base 188 to 682 and encodes 164 amino acids. The transcript has 5 exons. The record is from RefSeq and is a predicted model, not a curated record. NCBI's taxonomy places the organism in Eukaryota, Metazoa, Mollusca, Bivalvia, Venerida, Veneridae.